UAACUAAUAACGCUAAAAUAAACAUCGCGGAAGGUGCAGGUUCCGUUCCGUCGCGAGACCACAAAUUUACUCCCAUCGCAGAACCCAUCGGCGGCCUUUCUUCGAUCCUCUCGUUUUGCCAAAACUACCGUUGCAGGCGAGGUCCUUCCUUUCUCUCCAUCUUUUUCUAUUUCCUUCAAAUCAUAAUGAAGAAAUAAAACCCUCCCUGUAAGUAAGUAAGUAAGUAAGUAAGUAAGACAUGUUCUUAAGUACCAAAUGCCUUUAUUGCUUGCAGUGCUUUUAAUCAAUGUUUAGUUAAAUUAGCAUUCUGUAUUCUAUGAAACUUGAUUGGAUUCAGUUAUUUUCUUCGGAGGAUAUUUGAUUUGUAGAAGAACAGAAAACCUACUUGUUAUUUAUGGUUUCAAUUUCAAUCCUCAAAUUUCGUAGAAUCUUCUACACAAUAGAACCUACAACAAGCUGCAAAACAUAUGGUGCCUUCAGACACUGUCAUUCUGGCUCUAGGGGUAGUAGCCGGAAUUUUGAUAAUAACCCGAACUUGUCACCAAAUGAGAUGCUAUGUAGAGUGGGGAUUUUCUGGGAUUUGGAUAACAAGCCACCCAAUUCAAUUCCACCUUAUCAAGUUGCUAAUAAGCUGAGACUAGCUGCAGCUUCGUUCGGUGUUGUUCGGUAUAUGGUUGCUUAUGCGAAUAGCCACACGUUUAACUAUGUCCCUCAUGUUGUUCGGGAGAUGAGGAAAGAGCGGAAAAUGUUGUUUGGUUUGGAGGAUAAGGGUGUUAUCAAGCGUAAUGAGCCUCAUGUUUGUUGUGUUUGUGGGAGAAAAUUUUAUACUAAUGAAAAGCUUGUUAAUCAUUUCAAGCAACUGCAUCAGCGUGAGAAUGCAAAAAGAGUGAAUCAGAUAGAGUCGGCUAGAGGGAGUAGGAAGGUGAAAUUGGUGGGUAAGUAUUCUAUGAAAAUGGAAAAGUAUAAAAAGGCUGCGAGUGCUGUUUUGACUCCCAAAGUUGGGUAUGGUUUGGCAGAUGAGCUGAAACGGGCAGGGUUUUGGGUUCAAACUGUGUUGGAUAAGCCACAAGCUGCAGAUAUUGCGUUGCAAAAGCAUAUGGUGGAUAUGAUGGAUCAUAGGCGGGUUGAGUGUGUGGUUCUUGUUUCCGAUGAUUCUGAUUUUGUUGAUGUAAUAAAGGAGGCAAAACUACGGUGUCUCAAGACUGUUGUUAUUGGGGAUAUUAGUAGUGACGGGGUCUUGAAAAGGACUGCUGAUACUGCCUUUUCUUGGGAGGAAAUUUUGACGGGGGAGGAUAAGAAGGAGGAUGUAUCCGUUGUGGAAAAUUGGAAAGAUCGUGAUAUAUUGAAAAGGUUGGAGUGGACAUACAAUCAUGACGUGGAUAAAAAGAAACUCAACCUGGAUGAUGCAGUUGGUGAAACAUCUGGAGAUGAUGAUAUUGAAGAUAUCUUCGAUGAUGUUGAUGAUGACUACAAGGAUGACAAAGGUGCUUGGUGGGAAUUAGACGGAUGAUAAUGAUGUUGGAACUGUAUAAUCGCAGAAAACAAUCCAUGUUAUUUGUGAAGCUCACUCGACCUUCUACUUCACACAAAUUUGUGUGUGCAAAAAUGGCAUGUCUGGUCCUCAAAUUUUUUAGGUAACAUUGUUACUUAAAGAAUGGCCGUCGUAACUUUGAUAAUGAAAUUAAUAACUGAUCGGUUCUCUGUUUUGCUUCGUAUUGUAUUGUUUUGAUUAGUCACGUGCUGUGACAUUCCAGCCAACAAUAUCUAUUUUUACUCUUUCAAAAUCAGUAACCAGAACUUAUAGGUAGUAGUGAGAUAUUGUGUCAUGGUGCUCCUAUUUGUUUAUACAUUGUCAUGUAAUAGAACCAGACAUCCUCAUUUUUAAAAUGUCGGUUUUGGAGUAUAUUGUUUUCACCGGUGUGUCUUUACUAAUCUUCAGUUAAGUUGGAAAUGAUUUCUGUUAAGGUGAUUAAUUUUGUUCCUCUAUUUUUGUUGUGUCGGGCAUAUCCUGAACGUGUUUGAGUGGGAACACAGGGGAAAGAAAGAGAGGUGGAGCAGGAGGGAAAUGUCUAAAUUUUUAUAUGAUCAACUAACAUUACCACAGUUUCUAGCAAUUUUGCAGAUUCAAGCACCUAUACAGUGAGAAGGUUACAAAUGCAAACCUUGUAUGAAUUGAAAACCACGAGAUGCAGCAAGAAAGCUAUUCAUGGGGGGGACUAAGUAUAUCACAGUAACUUGUAUACCACACCGGUGGGUAGAGAACGUGGAAAAUGAUGCGGAACAACCAAGCAUAUUGUCACAAUACAAUACAGAAUCAAUGCCAACCUGCUGCAGGUCUUGAUAGUUCUGUAGCUAGAUAUUUAUUAGCAAAGCUGAAUCCAUCAGCUACAUAUAAUAAUGCGCACGAGAUGGCUGCUGGUUCAGAUGUAAUCUUUACCGAUGAUGUUAGUCUUCAAGUUUUCUUUGAGCAUCUGCAAAGGCUGGCUGUCCAAUCUUGAGGGCAGAUGAUAGGAGAGAUUGACAGUUUAUGGAUUAUAUAGACUUUGGUUUGGGGAAUUCACCAAUGAUGUGUGUGUCCUGCAUUAUGCUGUUGCAUUCAGUUAUUUUUCCUUUCUUUCCUUUGUUCUUAACAAAGAGAAGAUCAGAGCCUGCAUGAAUUGAAGAAUAAGGGAAGCAAGACCCUGAAACACGAUUCUUUAGGGUUCUGGUCAAAUUUUAUUUAAUGGAGAAAAUAAAUUAUUCGAAAGUACGUUGAAUUUUGGUAUCACGGAAAGAAAGGAUAGGAAAUUAAAGUUAAGAGCUGCCUGAUCUGCGACAGCAGCAUAGCAAACGAGGGAGAUAUUUUUGUUUCAUAUUUUUCCUAUUUGUUUUGGCCCAGAUACUUAUUUUUUGGGUUCCUCAUCUGGAUUAAUUCACAUAGUGGUUUUACUUUUACAUGCUCCCUAGAUUUGCUAAGUCAUUUUAUCAUGUCAUUGGAGUUUGAUAUCAGUCAUUCUCUCUUUACACUGUCUUGUACUGUAUAUUGUGAAGUAAGCUUACAGGACUCGUCAUCAUGGUGAAAUGAACACUGUUUUGUCGUCGCUGUUUUCGUU
Trifolium pratense (red clover) is the source of this 3092-nucleotide messenger RNA. RefSeq lists its product as uncharacterized. The transcript has 2 exons. Bases 395 to 1510 code for a protein of 371 amino acids. Gene Ontology annotation, molecular function: RNA nuclease activity. The record is from RefSeq and is a predicted model, not a curated record. Lineage: Eukaryota; Viridiplantae; Streptophyta; Magnoliopsida; Fabales; Fabaceae.